Molecule: messenger RNA, 2113 nt
Organism: Homarus americanus (American lobster)
Lineage: Eukaryota; Metazoa; Arthropoda; Malacostraca; Decapoda; Nephropidae
Gene: Pex7
Product: peroxisomal targeting signal 2 receptor-like
Exons: 8
Coding region: 987-1964 (325 amino acids)
Biological process (GO): protein import into peroxisome matrix
Cellular component (GO): cytosol; peroxisomal matrix
Molecular function (GO): protein binding
Source: RefSeq, a predicted model, not a curated record
AACAAGCGUUCGCGUUAUACAAAUAUCGUUCCUAAUUCAUAAAUCGCGUUAGAGCAAAUUCGCGUUAUCAAAACACGCGUUAUAGCAGAACUCACUGUACUACAGUACACAGUUCAGACGAGGGUAAGUACAAACAAAGAAAAAAUGUGCUUAAACAUUGGGUGUAAAGGAAAUAAAUUAUACUGUACAUUAAAAAAAUACUGUUUUAAAUGAUAUACUAUAGCGUAUUUCCAUACUACAGGUAGUCCAUUUUCUUGACAGUGUUCAGUGAUGAAUAAUUUUGGGUGUGACAAAGGCCAUAUACUGUACAAGGUAUGUUAGAAAAUACUUGUCUGAAAUAUGUCAGAAUUUGUCAGUCUUAAGUGUGUCUUUUAAAGCCCGAUUCACACUAGCCUGUUUUGACGGCCGUCUCUGAUGUUACAUAGUAAUUAAUGACAUCAUACCAGCCCAUUUGAUGGACAUUGUGUGAAUCAAAGAACAUCUGCUGCCUAUUUCUGAAGUGCCUGUCAAUGCAGGAAAGAUGAAGUAUUUUCAUCUCACCUGUCCAGAUGGAAAGCGCUGGUACUGUACCCAUCUGUAAGUUGUUGAAAUUAGUCGAAGAUCACAUAAAAAUUAAAUAAAAUAACAAUGGAAUUCAGCUCAACUAAUAUAAUCACUCUUAAAUACUGUAUGCCUAGUAAAUACUGCAUUCAUAGUGGAAAUGAAAAGAUUCAAUACAAAUGUUAACGCAAGCAGUAAUGAGUAGGAUAACCCUUAAACAAAUAUUAUGUUAAGUUGUAAGUCAUUAUCAUGCCAUGUAUACAGUAUAAAGUAUCUAGUUAGUGGAGUUACAGAGACAAGGAGUAGUAUGGUGUUGUGUGGUAGUGGGGAGGACUUGUUUUGCAUAUGAAACACCAGACUCGGCAACAUGUGUUACCCAAGGCAGGGCUGAGGCGAGCGGCUCCAACACUAGUUGUUACCAUCAUAGGUGGUUUCAGGGGCUGAAGAUGUCGAAGGGACGUGUUCGUUUUCUCCGCACACCAAACCACCACGGUUACAGUGUCAAAUUUUCCCCAUUUGAUCCAAAUCUUAUUGCUGCUGCAACAGGACAAAAUUUUGGACUGUCAGGUGGAGGGAAGUUAAUCACUGCAGACCUUGGUCUUCCUGGUGAUAGUGUGUUGUGUUGCUUUGACUGGAAAGAUGCCUUGUUUGACUUGACUUGGAGUGAGCAAAAUCCUCACAACAUUGUAACAGCAUCAGGAGAUGGCAGCCUACACUUUUGGGAUAUAACUAAGCCACAGGCUCCUCUGAUGGUGUACCAGGAGCAUUUGAAAGAAGCUUACAGCUUAGACUGGAGUCAGACACGAGACCACCAGCUCUUCAUCUCUGCGUCAUGGGACACAACACUUAAGCUGUGGGAUCCAAAUAGAAGAAAGUCAAUAGUGACGAUGACAGGCCAUGAAGCAAAUGUGUACCAGUGUGCCUGGUCGCCCCAUCUUUCUGGCUGUGUUGCCUCGGUUUCAGGUGAUGGAACAUUAAGAAUGUGGAAUACAACUAAGGAAUCUGGACCAUCAAUGACAAUACACGCUGUAGAUGGAGAAGCUCUCAGCUGUGAUUGGUGCAAGUACAACCAAAAUAUUAUUGCCACGGCAGGCACAGAUGCCCGAAUCCUUGGUUGGGAUCUGAGACAACCCAGACAUCCUGUUUUUGUUCUUACUGGGCAUGGAUAUCCAGUGCGUAGAGUGAAGUUUUCUCCUUUCAAUGAGACUCAGUUGGCAUCUGUAUCUUAUGAUUUCACAACAAGACUUUGGGACCACUCAGUACCUUCUCCAUGCUUAGAAGUAAUGGAGAGUCAUACUGAAUUUGUUUAUGGCUUGGACUUUUCAAACCAUCAAGAGAGUGUAAUGGCAGAUUGUGCAUGGGAUCAAACCAUUGGAAUAUACAAUAUGAACAACCGGACUCUUCCUCUAAAUCAACCCUUAUAAUUAUUCUGAAUAUUUAGGCAGAUUAAAACUGGGAUGACAUAGAUUGCAAAGUUGGGAAUGCUGUACAGAUGCCGUAGCUACUUCACUCCUGAGCAGUUGCUCCAAGUAUAUAAGGGAUUCAUUCGUCCUAACUUGGAGUCCUGCUCUCA